Messenger RNA from Dermacentor silvarum, 1074 nucleotides. Its product is annotated as dorsal-ventral patterning tolloid-like protein 1. NCBI's taxonomy places the organism in Eukaryota, Metazoa, Arthropoda, Arachnida, Ixodida, Ixodidae. The transcript has 7 exons. The coding region runs from base 1 to 1074 and encodes 357 amino acids. The record is from RefSeq and is a predicted model, not a curated record.
AUGGAUACACCAUCGCGGAUGAACUGGAAUCGUGGCGCAUGUUUUUCCUCUUGUCCAGUGCGCAGCGUGGACCUGGAAGGGACGGCGGGUGUGAUCGAGUCGCCGCUGUACCCGCACGAAGCCUUCUCGCUGGGAAGCUUCACCUGGCGGAUCCACGUGCCCGACGACCUCUACCCGCGUAUCAGCUGGGACAGCAUGUUCGUCACGGACGAGGAGUGCUGGACCAGCAGCAUCGUGCUGCUUGACGGCAUCGACGAAGGCUCGCCCGAGUUCGCGAAGUACUGCGGCAGCAGGAAGCCAGAUCCCGUGGUACUUCGCUCGUCGCACGUACAGCUUCGGUUCACAUCCGGCGGCGGCUACUCCAAGUGGAAGAUGCGAUGGGAGGCCGUCAACAGCAGCUUCCUCCAGAGCAUGGAGCAAAGCAAAACCGGGUCCGUGUGCAACUUCCAAAUUGAACUGGCCAAUGCGACGUCCGUGGUCAACAUCACUUCGCCAGGGUUUCCAGAUACGUACGCAGACUUCCUCAACUGCAGCUGGUCUCUGGUGGCGCCCUCAGCGCGUGUUGGCAAGAUCAGCUUCAAUGUGGUUAACCUCAGAAGCUGGGAAAUCAUAGACAACUGCUUCUACGACUACGUCACUGUCUACGACGUGGAUCCCGCGGCAAGGUCCGAACGGCGCAUCCUGCGAAGCAUCUGCGGCCAGAUAGCGAAGGCCGACCUGCCGGCGCCUUUGGUCAGCUCGACACGGUUCAUGAUGGUUCGUUUUUGGAGCACUGACGCCAGUAGGAGCGAAGUGGUCGGCAAAGGUUUCUCGGCCAGCUUCCAGUCAGUGUGCGGCGGCAACAUCACCGAGCCGUUCGGCGUCAUCCAGGAGAGCGACAUUCUGGACUCGGAGAUGCAGUGUCAUUGGCGCAUCAGCUCUGACAGGAGGGUUCCACUGAAGAUCACGCUCGAAAGCAUCAACCUGCCGUCCGAUGGAGGAGCAUGCAGGGACACGUUCAUUCAGAUUGAGUGGUCGGCGCUCCACGGGAGUCCCUUUGAUCAACUCAAAACGAAUGUUUUCAAGAUUCCGUGA